AGGCGGGGGCUGCCCCUGACAGCCGCGCUACCUGCUACUGCCUCUCAACGGUCUGGACAGAUCGGUAACAGACAUAACGACGAGGUCCUUCUGUUUCCAUUCCGCCGGUCGGCCAUAGAAAUACGCCCUCCUCCACCUUGGGCAUAUUUUUUUUUAUCUUCUAUUAUUUUUCCAUCUCCAGUCCGUCCCUCACCCACCAUGGCGGCGAGUGCGAAGAGAAAGCAGGAGGAGAAGCACCUAAAGAUGCUCAGAGAAAUGACGAGUAUGCCUCCCAACAGAAAGUGCUUCGAUUGCGACCAGCGCGGCCCGACCUACGCCAACAUGACGGUGGGCUCCUUCGUCUGCACCUCCUGCUCUGGCAUUCUACGAGGACUCAACCCGCCCCACAGAGUCAAGUCCAUCUCCAUGACAACUUUUACACAACAGGAAAUUGAGUUCCUACAGAAACAUGGCAAUGAGGUAUGCAAACAGAUCUGGUUAGGCCUUUACGAUGACAGAACAUCCUCCACACCAGACUUCAGAGAACCUCAGAAAGUCAAGGAGUUCCUUCAAGAGAAAUAUGAGAAAAAGAGAUGGUAUGUGCCUCCUGAGCAGGCCAAAGUAGUGGCAUCGGUCCAUGCAUCCAUCUCUGGCUCUUCAAACAGCAGUACCAGCAGCACCCCAGAGGUCAGACCGCUCAAAUCAUUGCUGGGAGAGUCCGCACCUUCCCUGCAUCUCAAUAAAAACACGCCUCCUAAUCAAUCUCCUGUGGUGAGCCGUGCACAGGUCCAUCAGCAGCAGCUCCAUGACAAGAAAUUUGACCUCCUCAGUGACCUGGGAGGAGACAUCUUUGCUGCCCCCUCCAAUCAGAACACAACCACCGGCGUCAACUUUGCUAACUUUGCACAUUUCAACAGUCAUCCAACAGCUCAGAAUGCCAACGCAAACGCAGAUUUUGCAAACUUUGAUGCAUUUGAGAGCGCAUCUGGCUCGACGGCUGUCUUUCCCUCUGCUCCCCAAGCCCCUUUCCAACUCUCAAACACAGGUAGUGCCUCUGGGGGAGUAGCAAAUGCCAAUUUUGCAAAUUUUGACAACUUCCCCAAAUCCUGUAGCGCCGACUUUGGAUCCUUCAGUUCCUCCUCCCAGAGUAACUCCACAGGGGUGGCCAGAGAGGCUGUAGAGAGUACUAGCGGCCCUGCUGAUAGAUAUGCAGCCCUGGCCGACCUGGAUAGCAUGUUUAGCGCUACCAAAACGGAGCAAGGAGGUGGUGUUCCUGUAGGGGUGAGCACAGGCCUGGCGUCAACAGUAGUUGGGGGUCUCCCUCACAGCAAGUCAGCUGCAUCAACUGGAGGAGACCGCUAUGCAGCGCUAGCUGAGCUCGAUAAUGUCUUCAGCUCCUCAGCCCCCUCUACAAGUGUCUACAACACCACCAGCACCUCGCAAGGAGGAGCGUUUGGCUCAGGAACAGGGGUGUCGUCAGCCCGGGCACAACAGACACUACCGAACAUGGCCCAAGGGUUUGCUGCUUCAUCGACUAACCCCUUUGUUGCAGCGGGGGUUUCCCCGGCAACAGCUCCCACCAACCCCUUUCAGAGCAAUGGGAGAGCAGCGGCGGCAGCGGCAGCAGCAGCUACAUUUGGUACUGGCUCCAUGAGCAUGCCAGCUGGAUUUGGGAAUGCUGCAGCCUAUAACCUCCCCACCAGUUUUAGUGGAACCUUCCACCAACCUUUCCCUGGCCAGGCUCCCUUCCCCCAGCCUCCAGCAUAUCCCCAGCAACCCAAUGGUGGAGGGUUUUCAGCCUUUGGCCAGGCUAAGCCUGUGGUGGCUCCCUUUGGGCAAGCAAUGGCUGGACCUGGUGUCUCCAGUAACCCCUUCCUGGCCGGAGCUCCAUCUGCACAGUAUCCCACAGGAAACUCAACAAACCCCUUCUUAUAGCGCUCCAUCCAAUCAGCACCAUUGCAGGGUCAACAACCAGGGGCGCUUGCACCUCAUGCACUGUUUUGUUUCACACAUAGCUUUAAACCACAAUGUUUGUAAGAAUUUGUAUUUUCUAUUGUAAUUUGAAAAGAAUUGCAACAAUAACAAAGGCAGUGUUGUUGAUGGUGUCCAUGGCAACAAAAUGAAAGAUGAUUGUGUGCACAGGGGCAGACGUUGAGCCGCUUUUGUCCUCUAUUAAACCUGUGAACUGGCCUGGCCUCUACUGAGCCACAGUGUGUUUUCAAACUGGCUGAUAACUAAGUUAUUACAGCUACCCCAUUCAUUAUGCUGCAAUUCUGUUUUGUUUUUCUGUAGCAGAAAUUAGCUCUUUGUGCAUAUCAGUAUUUGUAUCCAACACACAAGAAUUGUAAAGGCAAAGAUGUUACUCAGAAAAACUGAGGGGUACUCCCAGUUAAUGUAACAGUAAAGAAACCAAAAGCAGUUUACUUGUGCAUUAUGGUUUUAGGCGAGUUAUUUUUUACUGGGGGGGGGGGGAAUCACAUUUUCCAUUUAUGAGAGAUGAAAUUGCAAUUCCUGCAUCAGAGAGUGGCGGGGCACCCUUUUCUCUGCCAUCCUCUGUUCUACUAGUAGGGACCCAGGUUCCCAAAUGCAUUUUAGGGCCAGGAUCAUUUGGCUUGUAAUCAAAUGGGCUAAGGCAAUCUCAGUGUUAAUAGGAUGGUUUUGGUAAACCAAAUCCACAAGGUCAACCAUAAGGACUGAUGAAACCGAAGACCACUUAUAUUGGGUAUCAGAGAAUUUUAAGUUAACAUGUAAAUAUAUAUAUAUAUAAAUAUAUAUAAAAGAAUUUUAACUAAGAAAUGACCAAACCAUUCAUUAAUAUUGCUGUACAUCAUCUUAUGUGUAAAUGUUUGUUUUUUUUUUUAUAAAAGGA
This is a messenger RNA of Lampris incognitus (smalleye Pacific opah), 2848 nucleotides long. It is a transcript of the gene agfg1a, whose product is annotated as ArfGAP with FG repeats 1a. The transcript has 13 exons. The coding region runs from base 199 to 1914 and encodes 571 amino acids. Lineage: Eukaryota; Metazoa; Chordata; Actinopteri; Lampriformes; Lampridae. The record is from RefSeq and is a predicted model, not a curated record. Gene Ontology annotation, molecular function: GTPase activator activity.